Kwoniella shivajii is the source of this 1104-nucleotide messenger RNA. RefSeq lists its product as uncharacterized. The transcript is spliced from 6 exons. The record is from RefSeq and is a predicted model, not a curated record. Gene Ontology annotation, biological process: TOR signaling. Lineage: Eukaryota; Fungi; Basidiomycota; Tremellomycetes; Tremellales; Cryptococcaceae. Gene Ontology annotation, cellular component: cytosol. Bases 1 to 1104 code for a protein of 367 amino acids.
AUGACAUCCGCCCCUCCUUUUACCCCUGCUCCAGCGUUCCUCCCCAAUUCAAAUUUCAAUCCUCAAUACACAAUUGACAAAACACCGAAUGUCCAAACUAUCAAUAUCGGUUCAUGGAAGAUUGAGGCUGUCAAGAGACCGAUACUGAACGGUAAAGAGAUUGAUGCAGCAGAGAAGUCAUUGAGUUUACCUUUACCCGAAAUGACAUUUGGUAAUAACUCAUUGAGACUAUCAUAUUCCCCUUCUACCUCUUCACACCCAUCUGGAUCUAGAAUACCUUCAGCUUCAGCGUCAGAUUCGACUUCGGCUUCAAAAGAAGAGAGUCAGGUCGAAGUCGUAUUUGACAGCUUGGAGGCUUUAGCUGGAGUGGCUACUGGUGAAGGAUGGGAAGAGAGUUUUGGUGGUGGUGUUAAAGUCAGUAUGGCUGAACAGUGGAAAUCUCGGUCAUCUCCUAAUGCAUUUUCUGGGGAUUUAAAUAUACCGUCAAAACCUGUUAAACCUCAUGAUUGGACAUAUUCAACUUGUUAUGCUGGAUCAACUUCUGGACCUUCUACAUUUAGACCGUCCCCGACUCAUUCACUCCCCCUUCCUUUACUCGCCAGACAGGAUCCUGUCCUAGAUAGAAUACUGUUUUAUGAUGAUGUGCCAUUAUUUGAGGAUGAACUGCAUGAUAACGGUGAAUCGAUAUUGAAUGUCAGAAUACGAAUCAUGCCUCACUCAUUCUUCAUUCUCUCACGGCUCUUUCUGAGAGUAGAUAACGUUCUUUUCCGUAUACGUGAUGUCAGAUUGUAUCAUGCUUUGGGAAGUGAUGAGAUUGUGAGAGAAGUGGCGGGGAUGGAAGUGGGUUAUGACGAAGUGAAAAGUCACCUCGAAAGGCAAUCAGACUUGUCUCCAUUAACAGAUGUGAAUUGGGUAUAUAACCAAAUGCUUUCAAUCACUUCUCGAGGUUCAUAUCGACCCAACAUAAAUCGAUCGACGUCUUCAUCGGGUGAAUCAAAAUCAGCUAAACCAUGGCCUGGAUUAGGAAAGGUAGUUGAGGUUUUAAAAUUGCCUAAGAACGAUUUCGAAGGUAUGCGAGAGGGUUUGGAAAGUGUCAAGAUAUGA